UUGUGUCGAAAAAAGUAUAUCCAACUACUGUUUCUUGGCUUGGUAGAUCUUUAGAAUCAAUUUGUCGGUAACAUUAUUCAUUCAGCAAAGAACCCCCUAAUUAAAUGCAUGUAAUUACAGAUAUAGGUUUUAUGACUUUCGAUAGUUUAACUAAAUACCACCUUCGGUAAUUGUGUCAAGUCCCAUAAUUCAGAAAAAAAAGUUUCAAAACUAAGUAAAUGCGGGUGCUAAGCGGAAAUUGGUGGAUUUUUGUUAUCUUUAUGUUGUUCGGCACGGGGUCAAAGAAAAUCAAUAGAGUAUAAAUUACUGAACAAAUUGGAGUGGUUAUGGUAUUUUCAAAUUGAAUUAUCUACAGAAAAGAACAACACCUGCUCCAAUAAUGAAUUUGUCUAUUGUUGCAAUAACCGUUUUGUCUCUAAUGGCUGUCCAAGCCAGAAUUGUGGAGCAAAAAGAUGUGGAAGAAAGGCCACGUUUGGAUGGCCGCAUUGUUGGUGGUCAUAGAAUUAAUAUCAGCGAUGCACCACAUCAGGUGUCGCUGCAAACAUCGUCACACAUCUGUGGAGGUUCCAUAAUUUCCAAACAAUGGAUUUUGACGGCGGCCCACUGUACUUCUGGCAAAACAGCAAAGGACCUUAAGGUACGUCUUGGCACCUCAGUCUACCUGUGGGGCGGUGAACUAAUUCAGGUCGCUGAAAUAGUUCAGCACGAACAAUUCAAUACAUCCAAUAUAGACUACGAUUAUUCCCUCUUGAAGCUGGCCCGCGAGAUUGAAUUCGACAAAACCAAACAGCCUGCCAAGCUACCAGAAACUGAGGGCGAUGAUACCAAGGAUGGUGUCAUGUGCCAUGUUACCGGCUGGGGAAGUACACAAAAUCCAUUUGAGCCUCGUGCCUGGUUACGUCAAACCGAGGUUCCCAUAUUCAAUCGAGAAGAAUGCUUUAAGAAAUAUGAAAAAUUUGGUGGUGUUACCGAGUGCAUGAUCUGUGCCGGCUACAUUGAGGGUGGUAAGGAUGCUUGCCAGGGUGAUUCUGGUGGUCCAUUGGUUACAGAGGAUGGUGUACUGGUUGGUGUGGUGUCUUGGGGUUAUGGCUGUGCCCGUCCUGAAUAUCCUGGUAUAUAUUCCAAGGUUUCUUACGUUCGUGAUUGGAUUCGCACAAAUAGUGGCGUGUGAAUGGUAGUUGGUGAAUGUUUUAUAAUUGGCAAAUAA
Messenger RNA from Musca domestica (house fly), 1207 nucleotides. RefSeq names its product trypsin-1. Lineage: Eukaryota; Metazoa; Arthropoda; Insecta; Diptera; Muscidae. The record is from RefSeq and is a predicted model, not a curated record. Gene Ontology annotation, biological process: proteolysis. The transcript is spliced from 2 exons. Bases 380 to 1171 code for a protein of 263 amino acids. Gene Ontology annotation, molecular function: serine-type endopeptidase activity.